UGGCUUCGCUUUGUACCCAAACAAAGACCAUUCAGACGACCGCCAUAUCAAAGAAUGAGCGAAAGCAGGCCCACUUGAACACACAACGGCACUUCCAUUCUCUUCUUCCUCCUUGUCGACGCAUCGCUUUAUUCUCAUUUAACCGUUGAACUCAGAGGAACCAACAUGACGACUGUGGAGAAAAUCAAGGAGAUCGAGGCCGAAAUGGCCCGCACUCAGAAGAACAAGGCCACCUCUCAACAUCUGGGUCAGCUUAAAGCCAAGUUGGCCAAGCUGAGGCGUGAGCUCUUGACGCCGACCUCUUCUGGCGGCGGCGGUCCUGGUUUGGGAUUCGAUGUCGCGAAGACAGGAGUAGGACGCAUUGGGUUCGUGGGAUUCCCAUCAGUCGGCAAGUCGACAUUAAUGUCCAAGUUGACUGGAACACACUCUGAGGUCGCCGCCUACGAGUUCACAACGCUGACAACAGUGCCCGGUGUCGUCCAGUAUAACGGAGCUAAGUUGCAGAUUCUGGAUCUUCCAGGAAUUAUCGAGGGAGCCAAGGACGGAAAGGGUCGUGGUCGUCAGGUUAUUGCUGUCGCCCGUACAUGUUCACUCAUUUUCUUGGUGCUGGACGUGCUCAAACCCCUGGGCGACAAGCGCAUUAUCGAAAAGGAAUUGGAGGGCUUCGGUAUCCGACUAAACCAGAAGCCACCCAACAUCUACUUCAAGAAGAAGGAGAAGGGUGGUAUCAGCAUGACGAACACGGUUCCGCUGACGCAUCUGGAUUUGGACGAGGUCAAGGCAGUGUUGAGCGAAUACAAGAUUCACAACGCCGACAUUUCGUUCAAGUGCGAUGCGACAGUCGACGAACUUAUUGAUGUGAUCGAGGGUAACCGAGUGUACGUUCCCUGUCUGUAUGUACUGAACAAGAUCGAUCAGAUCUCGAUCGAGGAGCUGGAUCUGGUCAGUAAGAUCCCGCACGCCGUCCCGAUCUGUGCGCAUCAUGAAUGGAACUUUGACGAGUUGUUGGCCAAGGCAUGGGAGUACCUGGAUCUGGCCCGUAUUUACACAAAGCCCAAGGGACAACUGCCAGACUAUUCGCAGCCGGUUGUCUUGCGGCGCGAGACGGCAUCGAUCGAGACGUUCUGUAACACCAUUCACAAGGCCAUUCUGCGCGAGUUUAAAUAUGCUCUGGUCUGGGGAUCAUCAGCGAAGCAUAACCCACAAAAGGUCGGCAAGGAGCAUAUCCUGGCCGAUGAGGAUGUCGUCCAGAUCAUCAAGAAGGUCUAAAAAUAUGUAGAUAAUCAGGAUGCGAAGUUCGAUUCUAGACGAGCUAUGUCCCUAGGAGGAGGAAGAGGAGGAGGAGGAGAGGAAGAAAAGAGGAGUAGAAGGAAGCGAUAAUAUAAGUCGGCAGUUGUUUAUCAUUCAAUA
Messenger RNA from Gamsiella multidivaricata, 1410 nucleotides. Its product is annotated as developmentally-regulated GTP-binding protein 1. The record is from RefSeq and is a predicted model, not a curated record. The transcript is spliced from 5 exons. Gene Ontology annotation, cellular component: cytoplasm. Gene Ontology annotation, molecular function: GTP binding; GTPase activity. Gene Ontology annotation, biological process: cytoplasmic translation. NCBI's taxonomy places the organism in Eukaryota, Fungi, Mortierellomycota, Mortierellomycetes, Mortierellales, Mortierellaceae. The coding region runs from base 166 to 1269 and encodes 367 amino acids.